Molecule: messenger RNA, 1134 nt
Organism: Colletotrichum higginsianum IMI 349063
Lineage: Eukaryota; Fungi; Ascomycota; Sordariomycetes; Glomerellales; Glomerellaceae
Exons: 4
Coding region: 1-1134 (377 amino acids)
Source: RefSeq, a predicted model, not a curated record
AUGGCGUCCGGUACGGAUUACCAGAUCGCCUCGCUGGCCGCCGGCUUCACCCUCGGCUUCGGGUUCUUGACGGUAUGGGAGGCCAUGAAGCAGACGAGGCGGAACCGCAACCCGCUCCGGAGCGUCUACAUCUACAUGCUAUGGGGCGAGAUCGUCGCGAACCUCGUCAUCGCCGUCGUGGGCUGGCUCUUCCUCGAAGGCAUCCUCGGGCCAACAGUCCCCGUCUUGUUCUCCAUCCUCUUCUUGUGGGUGUGGGAGAUCCAGCUGCUGAUGCAAAUCAUCAUCAACCGCAUCGCCGUCAUCAUGGAGAACCAGGAGACCGUGUUGUACCUCAAAUGGGGGACGGCGUUGAUCAUCACCCUGAUCAACAUUGCCGUCUUCUGCAUCUGGAUCCCCGCCCAUCUCGAUCCGCCCGUCAGUCAAACUUUCGUCACCAUCAACCACUACUGGGACCGCCUCUCCAAGAUCCUGAUCCUGAUUGUCGAUGCCGGCCUCAACUGGUACUUCUUGCGCGUGGUCAGGACGCGCCUCCUGGACCAGCACGGCCUGGUCAAGUACAAGCCCCUCGUCGGCUUCAACGCCAAGCUCAUGGUUCUCUCCGUCGCCAUGGACGCUUUGCUGGUCGGCCUCAUGUCGCUCCCCAACCAAGUCGUCUACAUCCAGUUCCACCCCGUCGCCUACAUGGUCAAGCUCAACAUCGAAAUGUCCAUGGCCUCCCUCAUCACCCGCCUCGCCAAGGACCGGGACAGCGGCAUGCAGUUCAGCUCGCUCUGCUACUCCAACGGCCACUCCGACGGCCACCCCAGCAGCCAGCGGGCGAACCAGGCCCACCCCGACGACCACCGCCACCCGGGACUUCACGAGGUUGGGGGUCUCAAGAGCUUCCAUCAGGCCAGCGUCGGCGCCGCAGCGUCCGAAGACGGGGGGGACCUGGACGCGAUUUACCACGGCGCAGGAAGCGGCGGCAUUCAUCGCAGGGUCGACCUCGACUUGCGGCUCGAGUCGCCCAAGUCGCUUCCUACCUCGUCUUCCAGCGGGCCCCAGGACGGCGGCAGUUCCUUCUACCGGGUCGACGACGAAGAUUCGUUAACGAGCAACGCCGGACCACCCGGGCCUGCCCGGAAGAAGGAAUGA